Molecule: messenger RNA, 2211 nt
Organism: Eremothecium sinecaudum
Lineage: Eukaryota; Fungi; Ascomycota; Saccharomycetes; Saccharomycetales; Saccharomycetaceae
Gene: UTP4
Product: small subunit rRNA maturation protein UTP4
Exons: 1
Coding region: 1-2211 (736 amino acids)
Biological process (GO): maturation of SSU-rRNA from tricistronic rRNA transcript (SSU-rRNA, 5.8S rRNA, LSU-rRNA)
Cellular component (GO): t-UTP complex; 90S preribosome; small-subunit processome
Molecular function (GO): protein binding; RNA binding
Source: RefSeq, a predicted model, not a curated record
AUGACUAAAAAUCAAACUGCCGUUCAUCGGUUGAGGUUUGUCCCAUAUACUCCAGGUAAUAUAACCGCACUUGCAUUUUCUCAUAAUUCUACAACAAAACUUACACCAAGUGAUUUAAGAUUGGCUCUAGGAAGAUCUGAUGGUAAUAUAGAGAUUUGGAACCCCAGAGAUAGUUGGUUUCAAGAGCUUGUUCUCCAAGGUGGCAAGGAUAGGACCAUUGAAGGUCUUUGCUGGUGUAAUGUUCCUGGGGAGCCAUUGAGGUUAUUUUCUAUUGGAGGUUCAACUGUUGUUACUGAGUGGGACUUUACUACUGGUUUGCCUAUAAAAAAUUAUGACUGUAAUUCGGGUGUUAUCUGGUCAAUUGCCAUCAAUGAAUCAAAUAACAAAUUAGCAGUUGGUUGUGAUAAUGGUAGUGUUGUAUUAAUUGACAUUUCUGGAGGCAGGGGAAGCUUGGAACAUGACCGUAUUCUAACCAGACAGAAUUCCCGUGUUUUAGCUGUGACCUGGGUCAAGGAUGAAGGCGUUAUUGGAGGGUGCUCCGAUGGAAGAAUAAGAAUUUGGUGUGCGAAAGUGGGUAGUCCAGAUAUAGGUAGAUUACAGCAUACUAUGAAAGUAGAUAAGUCUAAAAAGGAGUCAACUCUAGUUUGGUCGGUACUAUAUUUGCCAAUAACAAACCAAAUAGUUUCGGGAGAUUCCACUGGUUCUGUUAAGUUUUGGGAUCACCGCUAUGCUACACUUGUGCAAUCUUUUAAAGUACACCAAGCAGAUGUUUUGUGUUUGACUGCAGAUCUGGCAAACAUGAAGGUUUUCAGUGCUGGGGUUGAUAGGAAAAUUUACCAGUUUACAAAUGCUCCUUCAGGUGGUACAAUGAAAUGGACACCCUCUUCUAACAGGCUUUUCCAUUCGAAUGAUAUUAGAUGUAUGGCAUCCUACCAAUCCAAGGGGUGUGAUUUCAUUGUAUCUGGAGGCGUUGAAAAAUCUCUUGUGAUCAGUCCUUUGGACUCAUUUUCAGAUGGUAACUAUAGAAAGAUGCCCUUGGUUGCUCCAUUUCGUAAAAACGCUUUGAUAAAUCAAGCUCGGCGUUUAGUUGUUUCAUGGCAAGAGAAUAUCGUUAAAAUCUGGCAGAUAGGAGAUGAUUUAUCAGCAGAAAAGAACUACAAACUAGUUUCUAAGCUAGUGUUGAAAUGUGAGCAAAAUAUUGCUUCAUGUGCUUUAUCACCUAAUGGUGAUGUUCUUGUUGUUGGCCAACCAUCCAUGACAAAAGUAUUUCACUUACAACCCACAGAAACGAAGUUGAAGGUUACCAAAUUAGAUAAUGACCUUCUAACAAUUACAGGCUGUAAGUUUGUGCAAUUUGUUACCAACUCAAAAGUAAUUCUUUGUACAAGCGAUGAUGAGCUAUUUACUGUGGAUCUAGAAUCUGAUGAAGACGAGACAAAACAAGUAAUUGAACUACUGGAUGUACAGCAAACAAUGACGAGCAUUAAAUUACCAUAUAUCAACACUGUUAAUCACUUGCAUGUAAAUGGUGGAUCGUUGGCUGUUAUUUCUAGAGUGUGUGGUGCAGUUGAUUUGGUCGAUUUAGAAACUGGUCAUGUAAAGCCAUUAAUCCGUCUCAUGAACUUUAUUACUGCUAUCGCUUUCACCAAUAGGAACACUGUACUAUUAAUUACAUCAGAAAAUAAGCUGUAUGAAUUCAACACAAACUCAGAUGGUAACUUAUUAACUUCUUGGUGUAAGAAGAAUGCCGAAAACCUACCCUCAGAGUUCAUCCAACUAAAGGACAAAUGUGUCAGUAUCUUCCCUGAUAUGCAAAACAAAAACAAGGUCUGGUUUUGGGGGGCUUCCUGGUUGGCAAGCUUAGAUCUCAGUAUUGAUCUACCUGUCAGCAAGAGAAAGAAAGCGAAGAAACAUACUCGUGAUGGUUUGACUAUUAACGAUGAGAGCAAUUUCAUCAACGAUGGAGCUGCUGAAGAAGAAGACGAUGAUUUAGAACUGGCGGAAGAGUUUCUCAGUAAAUCAGAUGGCUCGAAGCCACACGGCAAUUUACAAUUGGAAAACAAGAACAGUGCGAACUUUUUCUUUACUGACAAAUAUAGGCCUAUAUUAUUCGCCGCAUUACUCUCUGAAAAUGAAAUAGCAAUUAUAGAGAGGCCUGCAUUUAUGGUUACACAACCACCUUCAUUCCAACAACAAAAAUUGCGUUUUUAA